AAAGGCAAUGAUGAUGGCGAUAGUGGUGGUGGGGAGCGACCUGCACAACUGCUGCCGGGACUGUUCGAUUGAUAUUAUCGAUAGUGCUCUGUGGCAGUUUGAUGCCGUUGUCGACUUCCUCGCGCAGCCAUGUCCUCCGCCAUGUCCGUAGUGGCACUCGUGUUUGCAGCACGAUCGACGACUUUGCAAUAACACACAUAUUUGUUCGUUUUGGUUAAUAAUUACUAACGCUUGACGCAAAUGGCGCAACCCACGGACUUUCCAAGUUGCCGUAGGCCGACCGCAAAAAUUCCCCUAACAGGUAACCACAGUUCUUUGCAAUUCUUUACUUCUGAAGCCUUUGAAGUAAGCCAUGCAGCUAAACUAUAUAUAAUGUGUGAAUUUAGUGCUUGCAAUUGAAUAAGAUGGAGCCAGCCUCGAUUAGUGGACGCAAUUUGCUUGCCGGGAGCGAGCUUGCUUACCUGAACCGUGUAUCGUCUAUAAUUGGAAGGUUCAAGCAUGCACGCGAAGUACUGGUGCAUCAGAGGACCGCUUUGCCAAGUAGCCCAGCUGCUCGGCUUCGCCGGCUUUGCCGGCGGCAUAAGCACGGGACGCAAUGCCUGUCAGGCUCGGCUACCUCUGCGACAGGGACUCUUCGGUCUCCUCCAGGCGCAGCGAGCUCACCACAUCCCCUGGUCGUCGCCAGUGCGACCAGCAAAGGAAAGCCUUCCCCAGUAGCUGCGUUAGCGGCGCUUGUUGAGGCCAAUGCCUGGAGCGCGGAAGACGAUUCCACGCGACUACGUCAUUUAGCCGCUGUCGACACCAAUGGACCGCUGCUGCAACAUGUCUCCAUCGGCGCUGGCAGCCAUGCCAGUGCCGUACAAACGGCCAGCGGCGCCGGCCGCGUCAUCACCACUGCUGCCACUCCACCGGUGUUAACACGGCCGGUGACGUCACCCGGAGCCACGUCAGCAGCACUCGCUAUUCCUGGACGUACGACAAACACCAGCGCUGCCGCUUCCGCUGCCGCCUCCGCCGCAGCUGCCCUAGCGGCGCUGCCUUCCCGACGUCCUCCCGCCUCCGCCGCAGCAGCACCCCCGCCGUCAGCACCUCCCGGCCUCCCUUCGUCGUACAGCCCCCUCCGUACAGCCCCCAGUGCCGGCCGUCCCGGUGCGGUUGCGGUUGCUGUCGUUGACGAUGUCCUCGACAUCAGCCCUCCAGACGACGUCUUUGACCUUGACGACCGCAGCUACGAUGACCUCCUGCUAGGCUCUUAUUCCAUGUCUGCUUCCCAGCCGCCGCAGCAGCGGCAGCAGCAGCAACAGCAGGCGUCUCGAGUGCCCCAGGCUCCACUGCUGCCGCCCUCGCGCCCGACAGGCAUCUCAGAAGCGGAGUUGCGGCGCCAGAUGGCGGCGUGUGCGGAUUGGCCCGAGGUGCAAGCGCUCUUCCGUACACUCAUGAGCAGCAGUAGCAGUAGCAGCAACGGUACAGACGGCGGCGUUGAUAUGAAUGGUACGGCGGCGGCUGGUGGCGCUGUCAUCGGCUCCGAAUGGGCUCCGAAUGGUACGGCAGCCGCUGCAGCGGCACCAGCAACCACACCAGCAACCACACCAGCAGCAACAGCAGCUGACGCCCUCCGCGGCCGGCAGCUAGUUGAGAUGGUACGGCACCUGGCCCGCAUGCCGCGUCGCCGUACAUUCGCCAAGUUUGAGGACGAGCGGUUGCAUGAGUUCGUACUGCAGGUGGCGGAGGCGACCUUGCCGUACCUGCCUGCAUUGCACAAGACCGACCUCUGCGGGCUGCUGUGGGCGUUCGGCCGGCUGGACAUGCACCCGGGGCACCUGUUUGUGGAGGAGGUGUUGGCGCUGCUGCAGCCGCUGCUGCGGCGCUGCGGACCCACGGGUCUGUCGCAGACGCUGUGGGGCCUCGCCCGCAUGGGCCAUCUGCCCUCGGAUGCCUUUUUGGCCGACUACUUCGCCUCCUUUGAACGCUGUCUGGAGCCGUCCUCCUCCGACCCUAGGAGUGGUGGUGGUAGCGGUGGUGGUUCCAAUAGCUGUGCUACUGCUACAGCUGCCCCGGCUGCUACUGCCGCAGCUGCGAGUAGACAAAAUGGCGGCGGUAAAAGAGGAAGCAGGAGCAGCAAGGGUGACGGUGGUGGUGGUGUCGAUAGUUGCAGCGGUAGCAGUAGUAGUAUCCCAGCAAGCGAAGGCGCAGCUCCGGCAUCCUCCUCUUCCUCCCAUGGAAGGGAGGACACCGAAGGCGGAAGCGAAGGAGGCGGAGGCGGUGCUGCACGCUGGGGUCACACGUGCACCGUGAACCCGCAGCAUGUGUCCAACCUGCUGUGGGGCUGUGUGCUGUUGAAGCUGCGGCCGCCGGGGGGGCUGGUGGCGCGGGCGUUGGAGCGGGUGCGGGAGACCAUGCAGUCCGCCUCCCCUCAGGCGCUGGCGCUGGUCUGCUGGGCUGCCGUACAACUGCCGUGCCACGCUGGAGCGGCCCAGCAGCAGCAGCCCCAGCAGCAGGGGGCCGAGCAGCAGCCCCAGCAGCAGCUGUCGGGCUCUGAUCGGCUGUUGCUGCCGGAGGGAUGGUGGCGGGAUGUGGAGGCUGCGGCGCUGCGGCUGCGCGGGCAGCUGCGGCCGCAGGACGUGUCGCACCUGGUGUGGUCCAUGGCUCGAUGCGGGUACCGGCCGCCGUACCGCUGGUUGCACCUGGUGUGCUGCCAGGUGCACUGCCUGCUGGGGGAGUUCAGGCCGCAGGAGCUGUCCAACCUGCUGUGGGGCCUGGUACACAGCGGCUACCGGCCCGCGUCCGCCUGGCUGACGGGGAUGGCGCAGCGGGGGCUGGAUGUGAUGGGGGGGUUCAAGGCCUUUGAGCUGGCGGUGUUGCUCUGGUCGCUUGCCUCCCUGGAGGCGGGCCCGCUGCUGCCGCCCACCUUUGCCCGCAGCCUCUUCUUCCACUCCGCUCCCAAGCUGGGCCUCUUCAAUGCCCAGGACUGCUCCAACUUCCUGUGGUCUCUCGCCAAGCUGGAUCUGCGGCCGCCCGACUCCUGGCUGGCCGCCUUCGUGGAGGAGAGCUUCAGCCAGCUGCCGCGCGCCACCCCGCAGCACCUGGCAUGCAUGGCCUGGGGGUUUGCCAAGCUGAGCCGGCUGCCUCCGGAGCCGUGGUGGGACAGGUUCUUCCUGGAGAGCCGGCCGCUGCUGCUGAGCUUCAAGUGCUGCGAGCUAGCCAUGACGCUCAUGGCGUUCGGCAUCUGCCGAGUGGCGCCGCCGCGGCAGUGGAUCAACCAGCUCAUGCUGGCAUCGCAUGCAAAGCUGGAGGUCUGCAGGCCCCAGGAGCUGGCCAACAUACUUUGGGGGCUCUGGCGCAUCGGCUACCGACCCGCGGGUCACUGGCUGGCCACCGCCGCCGAUGCAGCCUCACGCCAUGCCGUACGCGACGCGUUGUCGUACAGGGAUCUCGUCACGUUGGAUCGCGCCUUUGCAAGUUUCGGAGCAACGCUACCGAAGGAGGUGCAACAGGCUUUAGAACGAUCCAAGGAAAAGGAGGAGGCGGCUCAACUGGAGGCUGCUGCUGCGGCUGCUGCUGCGGAGGCGGCUGGGGCGGAGGCGUCAGCUGGGGCCUUGGCUGACCUGGACCUGGCGAUUCUAGAGCUGGAGGGCUCCGCGGAACGAGAAGGAGGAGGAGGAGUCAAGGAAGGGGGAAGCGACAGCGGUGGCGGUUUGGGUUCGCAGCCUUUACCGGUAUUACCGGCUGUGGCGGCUGCUGCUGUGGCGGCUGCUGCUGCUGCUGCUGCUGCUGCUGCUGCGACACCUGCCACUGCCCCAGCUGUUCUGGGUGCUGCUGCUGUCUCCGUGGGCGCCCCCGUGGUGGGCGGGGUGCGUGCGGGGAAGGAGUCGCAACCGGCACACCAGCCAACACACCAGCCAACACAGCAGCAACAACAGCAAAGCCAGCAGGCCAUGCCGCAGCAAGGGAAGCAGCAGCAGGGGCAACCCAAGCAGCAACAGCAGCAGGGGCAAGCCAAGCAGGAGCAGCAACCCAAGCAGCAGGAGCCGCUUCAGCAACCCAAGGAGAAGCAAAAAGGGCAACCCAAGCAGCAGCAGCAGCAGCAGCAGGCGCAACCCAAGCACCCUGCUGGCAAACCGACACCACAGCCGCAGCAACCCAACAAGCAGCAGGGGCAGCAACCCAAGCAGCAACAACAACCCAAGAAGCAGGAGCAGGUGCAGGGGCAAACCCAGCAGCAACAGCCGCAGCAGCAGCAACCGAAGAAGCAACCUGAACAACCAAAGCAGCAACAGGAGCAAGGUAAACCGACGUCGCAGCCGCAGCAAGGGAAGCAGCAGCAGGCGCAAGCCAAACAGCAGCAGCAACCCAAACAGCAACAGCAGCAGCAACCUAAGCAGCAACAGGCGCAAGCCAAGCAGCAGCAAGAGGGGCAAAGCAAGCAGCUUCCUGCCAAUCCGACGCCACAGCCGCAGCAGCCCAUGCCACAGCAGGGGCAAGCCAAACCGCCUCCGCCUCCGCCGCAGCAACAACAGCAACCAAAGAAGCAGCAUCAGGGGCAAACCAAGCAACCGGAACAAACCAAGCAGCAGGUGCAGGGGCAAACCAAGCAGCAACAGUCGCAGCAACCCAAACAGCAACAGGAGCAAGCUAAACUGACCUCUCAGCCGCAGCAGACAAAGCAGCAGGGGCAAGCCAAGCUGACUCAGCAAGAGGAGCGACCCAAGCAGCAACAGCAAGCCCAGCAGCAGCACGGGCAACCUAAGCAGCAGCAGCAGCAAACCAAGCCCGUGCAGCACACCAAGCAACAGCAGCGACAACCACACGGCGCGCAAGUCAUACAACAGCAAACACCUCUUCCGGAGGCAGCGACAAUGGCUCCUCCCUUGGGACAGCUGGCUGGCACUGCCGCUUCCUGCAUGCCUCCAAGUGAGGGAGCGUCACCGGCGGUGGAUGCACUCGCCUUGAUGCAGCAACAGAGCUCCUCCGCGGGGGUCUCCCUCGCACUGCCGACGCCCGCCACUUCCCGCUGCUGCCUCCCCGCUACCUCGUCCAUCCCCAUCACCUCCUCCUCCUCCACAGCUGCUGCUGGAGCUUCAGCUUCUGUUGCUGAUGAUGCUGUUUCUGACGCUUCUGCUGCUGCUGCUAUCCCCGAAGCUGCCCAGACUUCAGCAGCUGCUGUCGCUGCUGCUGCUGCUACCGGUGCUGCCGAGGAGACAGCGGCGGCUGCUCCACCGGCCUCGGGGGCGAGCAGCGCGAAAACCGGUGGUGCGGCAACGUCGCCGUCACAACAUUAUGCACAGCUACAACAACCGCCACCACCACCGCCAGAUGCCGCUGCGACGACCGGGCCUAACCAGGCUGCAGCAACAGCGACGGCCAGCGAGGGCACAACCGCUGCAACGGCGGCGGCAGCAGCAGCGGCAACCGCAGCAGCAGCAGCCACCGCAUCUGUCGAUGUUGGCUGCGAGAGGGAAGGUGGUGGUGUCAUCAUCGUCACUGUCGACGCCGCCGGCGACACCGCGGCUGCUGCUGCCGCGCCUGCGCCGCCGUCCCCGGAGGAGCUCUCCAAGAAGGAAAGUGCGAAGGAUCGGCGACGGAAGAAGCGCCAGGAGGACCGCCGGGAGCGACGGCGGCCGGGUGCCGCAGCAGGCACCAGCAGCAGCAGCAGUGUGGCUGCCGACGCCGCUGCGGAUGCUGACGCGGUCGCCAAUGUCUUAUCGGAGCCGGCGGAUUUGCAGCAGCAGGUGGCAGCAGACGUGCCUGCUGCAGCGGGGACAGGGGCACCACCGGCGUUGGCGGAUGCCAGUGCGGCGCCAGCAGCAGCCUUGGGACAAGAACUGAUGAAGGCCGAGUCGGCGGUGCUGCUGCCGCCAGCAGCGGGGCUGGCAGGAGGCGACGCGGCCUGUUGCAGCGGCCUGCCCGUGUCGCUGCAGCCCCGUCCUCCGGCAUCAUCUCCUUCUUCACCUCCGCUUCAGCUGGAGCCUGCUGGUGCUGGUGCUGGUGCUGCUGGUGCUACUGCGGCGGCAGCGGCAGCAGACAGCAGCACUGCCGCUGUUCUGCACGAGCAUGCGGGAGUAACAGCUGCUGCGGUGAAUGAGUUGAUUCAACAGGCGGCGGAGGAGGAGGCAAAGGCUGCUCGCUUGGGAGGCGAGAGCAUCAGCGCUGCCUCCGGCGCUGCUGUAGAUGAUGGCCGGAGUGCAGGAGCAAAGGGCGACGGGGAAGUGUUCGUGCGCCCGUCUGCGGCUCGUGCCGCCGCUCGGCAGGAGGCUCGUCGACGUGCGUUGCGGCAGGGGCUGCGGCAGGAGGUGGAACCGGAGUGAGAGUGAGAGAGGGCGCCGCGUGUGUGUGUGCUUAAGCGUUGUAAUCUAGCCCCUCUGUGUGUAUGUAUGCAAUGGAUGAGCUGCAGAUGCAGUUUGCAAAUGCUCCUGGGUUGAUUGGCGUGGGUAGCUGAGGGAUGCUGGACCGGCGGGCAGGUGGGCAGGCAGCGGUAGAAGUCUUGGCAGCAACUGAGCGGUGUGGAAUGUAGCCAUGAACAAGACGGCCGGGUGAAUGGUGGCCUCUGGCUUGUGAUGGCGCUGGUUGGCUCUCUUGGCUUGCGGUGAUCUCUGACUGUGAGGCUGAUUGGAGUCAUGGCUGCUUGGCAGGACUCCCAUGCCGAUGCUGGCCUCGUCCGUCAGGAGUAUGGGGGCCUUCUCUGAUGGGGCCCAACGCAACAAUGGGUAAUGCGGCAUGCAUGCAACACCGCCAUUGGAUUUGAUUGCUGUGUACAAUGCAGUACCAAUGCAGUACAAGCAGGUGGCAAGGAAACAGUCGACACAAG
This is a messenger RNA of Astrephomene gubernaculifera, 6805 nucleotides long. The record is from the annotation of a GenBank genome assembly. Lineage: Eukaryota; Viridiplantae; Chlorophyta; Chlorophyceae; Chlamydomonadales; Astrephomenaceae.